AUGUCGACAUUUAAUGGGCACACUCUUCAGCUGGCAGUGAAGGGCGAUGUUUCACGGACGGAUGAUCUAUUCUCGCGCCUCAAGGUCUUGAAUCAGGCUGUGACAAUUUAUGCAAAUCGAGUGCGGUGCGCCUUGUAUCGGUUCCGCACUUACCAACACGGUAGGCCGAUGACCAAGGUGGAGGGCCAGAAGGGAGGAGCAGGGGCAUUUGAAGCUGUGCUUGAAGGGCGCUGUACAGCUCAUAUUACACCUAGGCCGUUGUUAGACGAAGUUUUGCAUCGGUUCUUAGUUGAUCUCGCGUCGAGGGGUGUGCCUUGGCGGCUGCGUGGCCGAGAUUCUCAACUAAGAUAUCUCCGGCUGUGCAAACUGAUGCCUGUCCACCACACCAAUACCACGUUGCAAAUUGAAGAUUUUGCACUCACCAUUUCUGGCAUCCUUAUAAUACGGAAGUCCGAUGACCGCAAGAAGAUGCGCAUGCAUGUUGAAAUUCUUCAAUCUCUUUCAAUGCUCAAGUGUUCAGCCCGCACAGCUGCUUCGCGACCAACAUCUAUGUCGAGCACCCGGAUUGAGUUCAUCGUUCUUCAUGUUCGUAGAGAACAGCCAGAUGUUGACACCGAUGCUCUCGACCUAACCUUGACUGCGGUUUGGCAGUUGCCGCCUUUGUUGGAGUAA
Messenger RNA from Suillus subaureus, 672 nucleotides. RefSeq lists its product as uncharacterized. The transcript is spliced from 5 exons. The record is from RefSeq and is a predicted model, not a curated record. Bases 1 to 672 code for a protein of 223 amino acids. NCBI's taxonomy places the organism in Eukaryota, Fungi, Basidiomycota, Agaricomycetes, Boletales, Suillaceae.